Molecule: messenger RNA, 630 nt
Organism: Rhinichthys klamathensis goyatoka
Lineage: Eukaryota; Metazoa; Chordata; Actinopteri; Cypriniformes; Leuciscidae
Gene: hbae4
Product: Hemoglobin subunit alpha-D-like
Exons: 3
Coding region: 158-583 (141 amino acids)
Biological process (GO): hydrogen peroxide catabolic process; oxygen transport
Cellular component (GO): hemoglobin complex; haptoglobin-hemoglobin complex; blood microparticle
Molecular function (GO): oxygen carrier activity; haptoglobin binding; heme binding
Source: RefSeq, a predicted model, not a curated record
AAGUCGAGAUAAGCAGAGUUUAUGGUUAAUAUGUGAUCGAAACUGCAUCGCAAAACGGUCAAAUCGUUGCCUACCCAACGAUUUAUUCGCGUUGUUCUGAAGCUAACUCAUUUGGGUGGAAGUUGAGUAGCCUAUUAUUUAAUUGUACCACGCCGUAAUGCUCUCGAAUACUGAAAAAGAGCUGAUUGUACAGAUAUGGGACAAAAUGAUUCCAGUGGCGGAAGAUGUUGGAUCUGAGGCUCUUUUAAGGAUGUUCACAACGUUCCCCAAAACAAAGACAUACUUCUCUCAUCUAGAUAUCAGCCCCAAUUCAGAUCAUUUACGCUGCCACGGGAAGAAAAUCGUCCAGGCUUUAGCCGACGGCGCGAGGAACAUAAGCACACUUGCUACUACGUUGGCACCACUAAGCAGGUUCCACGCCUAUCUACUGCGAAUACAUCCUACCAACUUCAAGCUUCUCAAUCAUUGCAUCCUCGUGACGUUAGCCUGCCACAUGGGUGACAACUUCACACCAGUUGCACACGCGGCGAUAGACAAGUUUCUCUCGGCAUUCUCAGCUGUUUUAGCCGAGAAGUUCCGAUGAAGAGCCUCCGAAGAAGGAUCGAAUGGUUCUGCAAAUGUUUUUCUUUA